This is a messenger RNA of Prunus avium (sweet cherry), 1369 nucleotides long. Its product is annotated as (+)-neomenthol dehydrogenase-like. Gene Ontology annotation, molecular function: oxidoreductase activity, acting on the CH-OH group of donors, NAD or NADP as acceptor. Gene Ontology annotation, cellular component: membrane. Lineage: Eukaryota; Viridiplantae; Streptophyta; Magnoliopsida; Rosales; Rosaceae. The record is from RefSeq and is a predicted model, not a curated record.
AAUGGCAGACACAAUGUUAUUUGAAAUAUCUAUAUGACUUUGAGUGUAUAAAUAAUGGUGAACUUGUUCGUCCAAAAAAAAAUAAUAAUGGUCAACUGUAUGAGGCCUAUAAAUAAGCCACAAAUAAGCUGAUAGCUGAAGGCCAAUUAACAAUGGCAGAAGCAACAAAGAGGAAUGCAGUUGUCACAGGGGCUAAUAAAGGGAUUGGAUUUGGCACAGUUAAGCAGUUGGCUUCAAAUGGGGUCACUGUGGUGUUAACUGCUAGAGAUGAGAAGAGGGGUCUUGAAGCUGUUGAUAAAUUGAAAGAGUUUGGCCUCUCUGACCUUGCGGUUUUUCAUCAGCUUGAUGUUACAGAUCCUUCUAGCAUUACUUCCUUGGCAGAUUUUGUCAAAACCCAAUUUGGGAAACUUGAUAUCUUGGUAAACAAUGCAGGAAUGAUUGGAAACCAAAUAAAUCCUGAAGAUUUUAGAUCAGCUGCAAGUGGUAAGAAGUCUGAAGAAAUCCGUUGGAGUGAAAUACCGACGACACCGAACUACAAGUUAGCAGAACAAGGCCUGAAAACAAACUACUAUGGUACCAAAAGAGUGACUGAAGCACUUUUGCCCCUACUCCAGCUAUCUGAUUCACCAAGAAUCGUUAAUGUUUCUUCCACUGUUUCUAAGCUUGAGAUUUUUCCAAAUGGAUGGGCUAAAGAGGUGCUAAGUGAUGCCGAAAGCCUUACAGAAGAGAGAAUAGAUGCAGUGUUGGCUGAGCUUUUAGAAGACUUUAAACAAGGUUCGGUAGAAAACAAAAGCUGGCCAACUAUCUUUCCACCCUAUACAGUCUCAAAAGCAGCUGUGAAUGCAUACACUAGAAUUCUGGCCAAGAAGUACCCCAACUUCUACAUCAAUUGUGUGUGCCCUGGAUUUGUCAACACAGAUAUAACCUUCAAUACUGGCACCUUAACCAUCGAAGAAGGUGCUGAAAGCCUUGUCAGGUUGGCGCUACUCCCCAAUGGCGGUCCUACUGGCCACUUCUUUUUACGCAAAGAAGCAACCCCGUUUUGAAUAUUUAUGAUGAUCACAGAGGUUUUUCAUAUGUUUCAUGAAUAAGGGUCAUCGAGAGUUCAUCUACAAUAAUGUAACAAAUGAUGUUGAGAGACUUAUGUUAGAGGUAUGUGAGUGAUCACCUUCCCUAGAGAUUCUAUAUGAUGAUUAUGCAGUAAAAGUAAUUCGUAUUUGGUGGAUUUCUUCUUUGUCCAUUAUAAUUUAUAAGUCAAUGUCAAUGCUACAAUUUGUGGUUUCUGCAGAUGAAAUCCUGGUACAAUUUUCAUUCUCCUAUAAGUUAGGAAAGUAAUGAUGAUAAACUUCGAAGUGUAUGAUUUUGUGAC